AGAAGUUGUUUGGUUUACUUUUAUUUUGAAAACUAUACUGACAAGUUCCUGCUGAAUGCUGGUUAAUUAUAGCUUGAUGCCGCUUAAAGUAAAUGCCCAUUGCCUGUCCACUUGCCCAAUAAAAAUUGGAACCAAGGGCCCUGGGUUUCUAUGUAACCCUGUCACGUCUGUAAUGUCCACUCUCAAUCCACGUUUACAAAUAUUGAUUCAGUUACCCACGAUUAACAAAUUCCAUUCACCUGUAACGUAUCUACAAAACCUGGAAAACAGGAUGUUCCAUUCAGGUAUAAUACAAUGCCAAGGGGAACUGAAUUUGCUGCAGCUAUACCAGUGUUGUGUUCAAACCUUUAUCAGGCAAGAAAUUCAGGGCAAAGUGCAUCGAAUAUCAGCUAUCAUCAAGAUAUGGGAGAUGCAGUUUCUUCAAUAAUCUCAUUCAAUGUUAUUAUUUAUGACCAAGGGGGUUUAUGACCAAGGCUGUGGUAUAAAGGUUAUCCUUUAGUUUCAGCUGUGUUCAUCACUGCUGUCUCAGGUAAGCUGCACACAACCUGACAUACACUGCAACAGUCUUUAGGGUUACAGUCACUUAUAGAGCACAGAGAGUGGAAGGAAUCGUGAAGCAGUUUAAAGUUGCUCUGUUUCUUCUGGUGUUUACAGGAUGUUCAAGUCAGUGAUACUGUUCCUGACACUGUCAGGCCUCCAAGCUGCCCCACUUGCAGUCCUGAGAAGUUGGCAGAAGACAUCUUCAACCCAUGAGCUCCCGGAUGGCUUUCACCAGGGCACUGAACACUCCAACAUCCGUGAACCUGGGGGCUUCCGACAAGGCACAGAGCCCUCAAGGAGGUUUCUUGUUGACCUUAACACAGGCCUGGUGCAGGAACACAUCAGUGAGAUGGACAGGAUAGUGGAGGGAUUUGGAGAGAUGGAGAGAAGACACUGGCUGACAGAUGAGGUCCCCGUUGAUGUUCCAGCCCAGAAGAAUGGUGGUGGUUGGGUUCGGGUGGAGGAACCCUCUGCUCCUUAUCUCCAAGAUGGGUUCAGACAGGGAACCGAACCCAUGAUUUCUAUUCCAGAUGGUUUCAGACAGGGAACCGAACCCAUGAUGUCUAUCCCAGAUGGUUUCAGACAGGGAACUGAACCCAUAAUGUCUAUCCCAGAUGGUUUCAGACAGGGAACUGAACCCAUAAUGUCUAUCCCAGAUGGUUUCAGACAGGGAACCGAACCCAUAAUGUCUAUCCCAGAUGGUUUCAGACAGGGAACUGAACCCAUAAUGUCUAUCCCAGAUGGUUUCAGACAGGGAACCGAACCCAUAAUGUCUAUCCCAGAUGGUUUCAGACAGGGAACCGAACCCAUAAUGUCUAUCCCAGAUGGUUUCAGACAGGGAACUGAACCCAUGAUGUCUAUCCCAGAUGGGUUCAGACAGGGAACCGAACCCAUGAUGUCUAUCCCAGAUGGUUUCAGACAGGGAACCGAACCCAUGAUGUCUGUCCCAGAUGGUUUCAGACAGGGAACCGAACCCAUGAUGUCUAUCCCAGAUGGUUUCAGACAGGGAACCGAACCCAUGAUGUCUAUCCCAGAUGGGUUCAGACAGGGAACCAAACCCAUGAUGUCUAUCCCAGAUGGUUUCAGACAGGGAACCGAACCCAUGAUGUCUAUCCCAGAUGGUUUCAGACAGGGAACCGAACCCAUGAUGUCUAUCCCAGAUGGGUUCAGACAGGGAACCGAACCCAUGAUGUCUAUCCCAGAUGGUUUCAGACAGGGAACCGAACCCAUGAUGUCUAUCCCAGAUGGUUUCAGACAGGGAACCGAACCCAUGAUGUCUAUCCCAGAUGGUUUCAGACAGGGAACCGAACCCAUGAUGUCUAUCCCAGAUGGUUUCAGACAGGGAACCGAACCCAUGAUGUCUAUCCCAGAUGGUUUCAGACAGGGAACCAAACCCAUUCUUACAAUCCCAGAGCGUUUUAGACAGGAAACUGAACGCAUUACCUCCAGGCUUCAAACAAAAAGAGUGGCUUGUAAGGGUGAGGUCAUCGAUGGAAACUGCUAUGAGUUCAACCCAACGAUGCUGACCUUUCAAGAUGCACAGGCUUUAUGCAGAGCCCUCGCCCCAAAUGCUGAGCUUGCAUCUGUAACCACUGGCGAUCUGCAUUCCCGCCUGGUCUCCCUGGCAACCAAGGAUGGUGAGAGCAACCCUGUGUUGACCUGGUUGGGAGGCAUAGUCAAGAACCAGCAGGCAUCAUGGGUAGAUGGGUCAGAGUGGAGUUACAGCGACUGGAUGCCAGGUCACCCCAACAUUCACACUGAUAAAGCUGUCUGUGUGGAGAUGUUUAAGCUAGAUGAGAGCUGGUGGACGGCAGCCGACUGUGAACUGAAGAGAGCGUCCAUCUGCUCAUACCAGAUCACUGCAUGAAAACCACAAAGAAACACAGCAUAAAUGGAAGGUUUUCUUGAAUCGCUCUCUUAUGAAUACCCUUAACAAUCUUACAGACAAUAUUGUUUCCAUCAGUUUGGGCUACCAUCUGUCUCCAUUUCCUUAAAUAAAACUUGGCAUUUUA
This is a messenger RNA of Etheostoma spectabile (orangethroat darter), 2552 nucleotides long. RefSeq lists its product as uncharacterized. The transcript is spliced from 7 exons. The record is from RefSeq and is a predicted model, not a curated record. Lineage: Eukaryota; Metazoa; Chordata; Actinopteri; Perciformes; Percidae. Bases 656 to 2407 code for a protein of 583 amino acids.